Messenger RNA from Plasmodium malariae, 1035 nucleotides. Its product is annotated as co-chaperone p23, putative. The record is from RefSeq and is a predicted model, not a curated record. Gene Ontology annotation, cellular component: nucleus; cytosol. Gene Ontology annotation, biological process: protein folding; chaperone-mediated protein complex assembly. Bases 1 to 1035 code for a protein of 344 amino acids. Gene Ontology annotation, molecular function: protein-folding chaperone binding; Hsp90 protein binding. NCBI's taxonomy places the organism in Eukaryota, Apicomplexa, Aconoidasida, Haemosporida, Plasmodiidae. The transcript is spliced from 7 exons.
AUGUUUUUAUGUUUUUUUGUUAUUCAUGUUUUUAUUCUGUGUAAUGUUGUCUUAUCAAAAUUAAAUUUUCAGAAUGAACAACUAGCAGCAGCCUUUUUCGAAUCUCAUAAGGACUACCUUGUAACCAAGGGGGAUAUAGUUGAUGGGAUAGAAAAGUGUUGGUUUAACAUUACAGAUUAUUUAAUAAACGAGUCUAUAAAACAAGAAAAGGAUUUCAGCAAUGAUGUUAAAACUGCAGUAAAUUCAAUGAAACAGAAACUAGAUCAACUAUUAACGGUUUCCUACUCCAUUAAAAAAAUAGACACAGUGAAUGCAUCUUUUCAAUGGGCCCAGUCACCAGAAUAUAUUUUUCUGAACAUAAAAUUUUCACACAGAUGGAGUUCACCAGGUGCUCUAAAAGUGAAAGAUGAGGAAGUCAUUUCCAGAAAAAAUAUCUUUACUUUUUCGGCCCUUAGUAACGACUCCAAUUCGAUAACAAAGAAAUAUAUUGUUGAUCUUACCCUCCUUCAUAACAUAAUUGAAUCGGAAACCAAGUACAACUUUGCAUCUGUUGGUAAAGUUGUCUUUACAUUAAAAAAAGAAAAAAAAGAAAUUUGGGAUAGACUACUACUGUCAAAGGAAAAAAAUCCAAAUAUGCAGGUCUGGUGGGAUAUGAAGGAAAAGUACCAAGAUAGUAUUCAAGAUUUUUUAAAAGAAGAAGAAAAAAAAAGAAAAGAGGAAAAAGAUAAAGGUAAAAAAGAUAGCGAAAAAGAUGAAGAAAAGGAAAAAACAAGUGCAAAUGCAAAUAACGAAAAGGUAACUACAACCGAAAGUAAAAAUGACUUACAAGAAAAUGAGAACUUGAAAAACGGAGAUGUGGGAAACGAAGAAUACAAUCACAUGCACAGCGAAUAUGAUAAGGAGAAAAGCAUAGGUGAUGAUAUCCCAUCAAACGAAAAUAACAACAAUCGUAGUAACAGUAGCAGUGAUGACAAUAAUAGUAAUACUAAUGAACGGGCAAAAGAUGAAAAAGGAGAAAACUACGAAGAAUUAUAA